This is a messenger RNA of Owenia fusiformis, 412 nucleotides long. NCBI's taxonomy places the organism in Eukaryota, Metazoa, Annelida, Polychaeta, Sabellida, Oweniidae. The record is from the annotation of a GenBank genome assembly.
AAGUGAUAUAUUGAGCAGGUAAGAGUAAGAGGCUGUCAUGAUAUUCAUUUGUGCAUUUCUCCUUCUUUUGGUCCCACCAGUCAUCCAUGCACAAGAACCAGAAGAACCCUUAGAUCCAUGUAAGAGAUUUGCCUCCUUUAAUAAAGAAUGUGAAAUAACAAUGGCCAAGUGUAAUCCAGCGGAUCCAAGAUGUUGUGGUUGUCCCUUGUUGUUUAGGGACCCAGUUACCAAGUUGAUUAAAACGCCGUUCGAGGUAGCCUACAAGCUGGGAAUGUGUUUAUGUGAGGAUUGUAUUCGGAGAUCGUAUUUCUGUCUUCCUAAGGACUUCCGCUCGAUCUUAAGCUAUGGAAAACCAAAAGUAUCUCGUUAUUACCCAGGAGCACCACCAGAUGACGCUGAUAAUACCCCCUAA